AUCGGUGAAUGCGAGCUCCGAGUAUUCCGAGUAUUCCUUUACGGUAUAAGGUUUGCGUAAUUACUAGAUUUGCCUAAUAGUUUCAAUAUCCAUAAACAGAAUGUAAACAUAAAAGUCAACCUCGAUUGCAUUUUGAGUAACAUUUCCACCGAAGACAGUCGCGGUAAACCGGUUGAGCCGAAUUAAUCAUACCGAAAAAAAUGUGAGAAUUUACUUCUUCGCUGCAGAGCACCUUUUUAACCGUCCACGUAGUUGAUUUGUCGCCAUAGUAAUAAGUUCUAAAGAUAUAAUUGGUUUAGUAAAAGUUUAGCUAUGAAUCAGGAAAUUCACAUUAAAACCAAGCACUUUUUCGCUGUGCUGAUAAUAUUAGGCUUUUGGUUGAUCUAUAGCCUGAGUACCGGAGGCUGUGAAACGGAUGAGCAGACACAAAUCGCAGACGAGCUAGCGGCCAGCCGAGAAGCAUUCUUACCCAAUCAGCAGGGGCCAACCAUAUAUGCCAUAACGCCAACAUAUGCCAGACCGGUGCAGAAAGCCGAACUAACAAGGUUAUCCCAUUUAAUUAGACUUGUUCCUAAUGUGUUUUGGAUAUUGGUCGAGGAUGCUGACCAUAAUUCCGAGCUAGUAGGUAACCUACUGCGCCGAAGUGGCCUUGAAGAUCGAAGCGUUCAGUUGUUUGCGAAAACACCAACUAACAUGAAACUGCAGGGAAAAGAUCCCAACUGGCUGAAGCCUCGUGGCGUUGAACAGCGCAACAAAGCAUUAGAAUGGAUUAGAAAACAUCUCGCUGAAAAUGGUGGGCGUCAAAAACACUCGCUUAUCUAUUUUAUGGAUGAUGACAAUACUUAUAGCACUGAGUUGUUCGCAGAGAUAUCUAAGAUUGAACAGAAUAAGGUUGGAGUUUGGCCGGUUGGUUUAGUUGGGGGAUUGAUGGUAGAGAAACCAGUACUCAAUCGGGAUGGAAUUGUGCUGGGUUUCAACAGUGCAUGGCGACCAGAACGGCCUUUUCCAUUCGACAUGGCUGGAUUUGCUAUUAGUUCGAAUUUAAUUUUAGACAAUCCCCAAGCCCAAUUUAGCUAUGAAGUCGAGCGAGGUUACCAGGAAAGUGAAUUACUUCGCCACUUGACGAUUGUGCACGAAAUGCAACCAUUGGCAAACAAGUGUACUGAAGUGUUGGUAUGGCACACGCGUACUGAAAAUCCCAAACUCGAGGCGGAAAAAGUACUGGUAAAAUCUGGCAAACCAUCUAACGCUGGGUUAGAAGUGUAGAACGGCUGGUCUUGGGUACAUAAGGCUUGCUCAGCAGUGUCGAUUAUACGAUUUAAUCGUUUUCAAAUUGUUAUAUAUAAUACCGCAACUGUGUCUUCUUGACGAUAGAAUAUAUAAAGAGAGAUCUGACGGAAAUAAUUUGUAUUUAAUAUCAAUCAGCAGCUACAUUUAAAAUAGAUUCAAACUAACUCAAUUUUUCAGUAUCAAGUCACGAUCAACUUGUAGAGAUAUUUUGCAUAAGAUAUUUAUAUCAUGGAAUAGUUACUAUUUAUUUUAAGAUAUUUUUGUAAAACAACAAUAAAUGCGCUGUAAUUCUAUGAUCAACGGUAGUAAUAAUUUAUGGUCUGCAGCUUGAUAUUUUUUGAGUAUAAUGGUUUUUGCAGUAAUUAAUUAUAGUAAAAAAGUUGUAAAAUAAUAUGUUCGAAUUAAGUAAGUGAUUCAUUCCAUUAUUGCCACUAUAGAAAACUGUGUAGUUAUUUCACCCUCUCUGUCCCACGGGUGUUUAGGUAGUUUGCAGUUUUUGGACAUCUGAAAAAGUUAUUACUAAGCAUUACAUCAAGCAAAACUAUACAGCACAGCUUAUACAACAAUGUUUCAAGUCCUCAAAUAGAAAUAUCCUUGUAUGUCUUAACUUUAGUAUCACAAGUCAUGGAUAACCUGUACUGGCAUGCGACAGAGAGGGUUAAAUAUUUAAGAAUUGCGAAAACUAAGCGAAUGACUUAGGCGAGGCUUCUCACAGAACACUGUUCUUAAAAUUGUACACUUUACAACAACAUUCUGUACAGUUUUACGAACGUGUAUUAACGUGAAUGUACUACCAGUCGCCGCGUGUAUCAGUGAAUUAAAAUUAAAACGUUGAUGUAGUUUCGUAGCAACAAUAGAACUGUAUGCAUAAAAUUGUUCAAAUCUCAGUUUGUUGAAAGCGAUAAAAAUACCACCGUGUGCGCGGUGACUGGUGCUUCCCGGUACUCUGCUUUGGUUAGUCUUAAGCCACACAUUUAUCCAAAUGUUUGAAACUAUUACAGAUUUAUAUAUUUAUAAAAUUUUUCAAAUGACUUGAAGUCUUUACAUUUAAUUUUAUGUGAUUUUUAAUGGUUAACAUAGCUCGCAAUAUGUAUUAAG
Molecule: messenger RNA, 2388 nt
Organism: Sabethes cyaneus
Lineage: Eukaryota; Metazoa; Arthropoda; Insecta; Diptera; Culicidae
Gene: GlcAT-I
Product: galactosylgalactosylxylosylprotein 3-beta-glucuronosyltransferase I
Exons: 3
Coding region: 313-1266 (317 amino acids)
Biological process (GO): carbohydrate metabolic process; chondroitin sulfate proteoglycan biosynthetic process
Cellular component (GO): Golgi membrane
Molecular function (GO): galactosylgalactosylxylosylprotein 3-beta-glucuronosyltransferase activity
Source: RefSeq, a predicted model, not a curated record